AUGCAGAAGUGAGUGGUGAGAAGCAGCAGAGCUGAUGGGUCAUGAGGAUGUAAGUGUGUUUGAAGGUUCUCACACCCUCUACUCCAGGACAGAAUCAUGAAUAAACUGGAGGAUAAGAAGGACCAGAUGAUACCAUGAAGAGAAGUUUACAGGCCCUCUAUUGCCAACUGUUAAGCUUCCUCCUGAUCUUGGCACUGACUGAAGCACCGGUAUUUGCUGCCCAGGAACCAUCUCCCAGGGAAUCUCUUCAGGUCCUACCCUCAGGCACCAUGGUGACAGCACCGUUUGGCUCUCCUAGACACUCAUCCAUGGCGGCUGCCCCCACCUCCAUGGUGACGCCGAGCCCCCGUCCUGAUGGGUCCCUCGCACAGGCCGAAGCCCCCGUGGCAACAGCACCUCCCUAUCCAGACGGACACCCUCCCACCAACACCUUCACCACCGCUAUGGCGGCGGCAGCCACUCGCCAUGCUGAAGGCCCCCUGACCACAGGGCCCCUUCCUGCUGCCAUGGCAACCACCUCCUCCCACUCCGAGGGCCACCCCACAGGGGAGGCUGGGCCCACUGUCCUGCCGACCCAGCCGACUGGAGCCGCCAGCCGCCCCAGCACAGCACCCGCCCGGACCAGCACGCGCAGGCCCCCCAGGCCCCCAGGCUCUCCCCGCAAGGGGGCCGGUAGUUCGUCACGCUCUGUCCUGCCUGCGCUCGGUGGCCACUCCGGAAGAAAGGAAGGCCAGCGAGGGAGAAAUCAGAGCUCCACACAUCUGGGGCAGAAGCAGACCCUGGGGAAAAUCUUCCACCUCUACAAAGGCAACUUUACAGGGUCUGUGGAGCCUGAGCCCCCCAGCCUCACCCCCAGGAGCCCGCUCUGGGAUUUCUCCCCCUCGCCACAGGCCCAGACAGUGGCCACAACCACGGCGCCCAGCAGGACCUCGUGGGCACCAAGCACCACCCCCUUGGUGCGCACAGAAGACAAGCCAGGCCUUAGCAGAGCAGACCAGGGGGGUGGUCCUACCUUCACCAGCCAAGGGGGGGAGCCCGGCGCCGCGGCAGCCUCAGGUGCCCCUGCCGGUCCACGACCCGCCCCAGUGCCUUCUCAGCGCCCCCAUGCCGACCCACACGGCAGUGCCCGCCACAGUGACUCCGGGCUCGCUGUCACCCCUGAAACCAACAGACCUCUGUCUGCCAGCUCUGGGGCCUUCACGGCCACCGCGGGGCCCGCCCAGGCUGCCUUCGACGCCAGUGUCUCAACCCCUUCCAGGGGGAUUCCUCAGGGAACGUCCUCAACAACAUCCUCAGCCCCACAGGCCCCGGCCCACCCCGCCGGGGUCUCAGAAAGCACUGUUUCCCGAGCUGAGGAGGAGGCUGUGGCCACCCCCAACGUGACCCACAGGGUACCCAGUCCUCUCUCCACGGUGGUGUCCACGGCCACGGGGAACUUCCUCAACCGCCUGGUCCCUGCAGGGACCUGGAAGCCUGGGACGGCAGGGAACAUCUCACAUGUGGCCGAAGGGAACAAACCCCAGCACAGAGCCACCAUCUGCCUGAGCAAGAUGGACAUUGCCUGGGUGGUCCUGGCCAUCAGCGUGCCCAUCUCCUCCUGCUCUGUCUUGCUGACAGUGUGCUGCCUGAGGAGGAAGAAGAAGACAGCCAACCCGGAGAACAACCUGAGCUACUGGAACAACGCCAUCACCAUGGACUACUUCAACAAGCACGCUGUGGAGUUACCGAGGGAGAUCCAGUCCCUUGAAACCUCUGAGGACCAGCUCUCAGAGCCCCGCUCCCCAGCCAACGGCGACUACAGGGACACUGGGAUGGUCCUUGUCAACCCCUUCUGCCAAGAAACCCUGUUUGUGGGGAACGAUCAGGUAUCCGAGAUCUAA
Pteronotus mesoamericanus is the source of this 1880-nucleotide messenger RNA. It is a transcript of the gene TMEM108, whose product is annotated as transmembrane protein 108. The record is from RefSeq and is a predicted model, not a curated record. The transcript has 5 exons. Gene Ontology annotation, biological process: postsynaptic density organization; dendrite extension; retrograde axonal transport. Gene Ontology annotation, cellular component: endosome membrane; early endosome; axon. Lineage: Eukaryota; Metazoa; Chordata; Mammalia; Chiroptera; Mormoopidae. Bases 135 to 1880 code for a protein of 581 amino acids.